Aureobasidium subglaciale EXF-2481 is the source of this 1628-nucleotide messenger RNA. RefSeq lists its product as uncharacterized. The transcript has 2 exons. Bases 85 to 1374 code for a protein of 429 amino acids. NCBI's taxonomy places the organism in Eukaryota, Fungi, Ascomycota, Dothideomycetes, Dothideales, Saccotheciaceae. Gene Ontology annotation, cellular component: plasma membrane. Gene Ontology annotation, molecular function: sulfite transmembrane transporter activity. Gene Ontology annotation, biological process: sulfite transmembrane transport; transmembrane transport. The record is from RefSeq and is a predicted model, not a curated record.
CGCAACCUUAUCCUGCAGGCUUAUAGAAUCAGAUAAAUAUCCAAUCAGUUCGCAUCCUGCUUCACUCAUCUGAGCAAUUACAAUAUGGAUCCCUCGGCAACAUUUGCAGAAUGUCAAACUCCCGGAGCGAAUACGCCUGGACAAAGCUGCCACGAAGCACAACACGCUGGAGAAGAACUAGCUCAAAGCACACAUGCAAAGAAUCAGAGAGGGUGGAGAAGAGUCGCACUCAAUUUCACGCCGUCGUGGUUUUCGGUCAACAUGGGCACGGGCAUCGUCUCUAUCCUACUUCACAAUCUGCCAUAUAAUGGCCGCUGGCUGUAUUGGAUAUCGGUCGUCAUCUUCUGUCUGAACAUUCUUCUUUUCAUCAUUUUUACGACCAUCAGUGUCGUGCGAUACGUCUACUUCACUGGGCUCUUCAAAGCAAUGCUUCGGCACCCUGUUCAAUCUCUGUUUUUAGGUACGGUACCUAUGGGUCUUGCAACCAUUAUCAAUAUGAUUGUUUUUGUUUGCGUUCCAGUUUGGGGUCACUGGGUCACCAUCCUGGCAUGGUCGUUGUGGUGGUUUGACGCUGUUCUUUCGAUCGCCAUCUGCAUGGGUCUUCCGUUCCUCAUCAUGUACGAGCACGGAGGUGAACUCAAGACGAUGACGGCUGCGUGGCUACUGCCAGUCGUCUCUCCCAUCGUCGCGGCCGCUACCGGGGGAGUUGUAGCAGAGGUGUUGACCAACAAUCAGUACGCCCUCUGGACGAUGGUGAUAUCUUAUAUCAUCUGGGGGAUGGGUUUCUUGCUUGCGAUGAUGGUUCUCGUCAUCUACCUACAGCGUUUAACUAUGCACAGUCUUCCGCCGCGAGAGGUGAUCGUAUCGGUCUUUCUACCUCUUGGACCCAUCGGCCAAGGAAGUUUCGCGCUCAUGCAGCUUGGAAAGGUUGCGAACAAGAUCCUGCCCGCGACUGGGUCAUUGAUACCCCAGUCCGGACCAAUCUUUUACACGCUCGGAUUUGCUAUCGCUCUCGUGCUUUGGGGAUUUGGCUUACUGUGGCUGUUCUUUGCGGUGGCGAGUAUCUCACGAUCUCGCUUUCCGUUCAACAUGGGCUGGUGGGGAUUUACCUUCCCUCUGGGUGUCUACACGGUCGCGACGGCGACGCUGGCGAAAGAGUUGCCCAGCCUCGUGUUUCGCGUGCUGGCGACCAUCCUCUCCAUCUUCGUCACUCUGCUGUGGAUUCUUGUGAGCUUCAAUACGAUCAAAGGAGCGUUUACUGGGAAGCUGUUGUUCGCGCCGUGCGCUGCUAAGUUUGAGGUGGAAUAUACACAACGAAGGGUUGAAAGAGCUCAAAAGUCGCUAGAGAGGAAAUUAUCCAAGGAUGAAGCGUAGCAUGCAGAUAAUUGAUUGAUGUAGCAUAGUAUUCGUUAAAAAGCGAUCAUGUUGAAAUGGUUGAUUACACAAUUUAUCUCACAGGCUCUAUAGUCGCAUCGCGACGCGUGGGCCUCAUAUGAAUGUGCUGCGCUAUUGACAGUUAAGAAACUGUGUAUAUCUGAUACUCAUAAGAGCGACUUGCUUCUCUGCUGAAGGCGGUAGUAAACGGCAAAGUAAAAGCCCCGUGUUUGAUGCUACCACUUCCCAACGAG